Molecule: messenger RNA, 585 nt
Organism: Lachancea thermotolerans CBS 6340
Lineage: Eukaryota; Fungi; Ascomycota; Saccharomycetes; Saccharomycetales; Saccharomycetaceae
Gene: ATG12
Product: Atg12p
Exons: 1
Coding region: 1-585 (194 amino acids)
Biological process (GO): autophagy of mitochondrion; autophagosome assembly; C-terminal protein lipidation
Cellular component (GO): cytoplasm; phagophore assembly site membrane; Atg12-Atg5-Atg16 complex
Source: RefSeq, a predicted model, not a curated record
AUGAGCCAGCUUUUAGAGAGCGAAAGCGAUGCUGCAUCGACUUCCAGUACAGGCGAAAGCUCAAGAUUUGGAAAAGCUUCUUACAGUGUCCAAGACGGACUUGAACAGUAUUCUAAACGGCUGAGUUUUCUAGGACUAGGCAGCAGUGACGAUGUUCCCGCUCUGGAGGAUAACUCCAGUGGUGCUGAUGCUAGCAGCGGAAACAUCAAAGCUGAACCUGCGCCAAAGCGCUCUGCACCAGUUAGCACUUCCGCUGUUCUGACCCAUCUUACCCCAGCCGGUGACCAAGCCAUCAAGAGGUUCACUGAGAAAGAAGGCAUCUUGCCUGAAAAAGUCCAAAUCAAGUUCCAACCGAUAGGAUCUGUUUCACAAGUUCUGCCGCAGUCUGCUCGUAUCUCUGCCUCGCAACCUUUUUCAGUGCUAGUGACCUUCCUACGAAAAAAGCUCAAGAUGAACAGCGUUUACUGCUAUGUUAACAAUUCUUUCUCACCUGCACCCCAGCAGUCUGUGGGCGAUUUAUGGAGACACUUUCGGGUAAACGAUGAGUUAGUUGUAAGCUACUGCGGUGGUGUCGCAUUUGGGUGA